AUGCACCGUACCUAUUCCAUGCGCCAGUCGCGCGCCCCGACCGCUUCGCAGAUCGAGAGCCCACCUCCACCUUUGUCCACAACCAAGAGCGGAAGAUGGUUAGGUAAAGGAGGCAUCGGACAUGCCUUCCGUAAGAAUGCCGCCGGUGCCUUCGGUCCCGAUCUCGCCAAAAAGCUGUCGCAGCUCGUCAAGAUGGAGAAGAACGUCAUGCGCAGCAUGGAGCUCGUCGCUCGGGAGCGCAUGGAAGUCGCUCAACAACUCUCCAUCUGGGGUGAAGCCUGUGACGAGGAUGUGUCGGAUGUGACGGACAAGCUCGGCGUGCUGAUCUACGAGAUCGGUGAGCUCGAGGAUCUCUUCGUCGACCGCUACGACCAGUACCGUGUGACCAUCAAGAGCAUCCGUAACAUCGAGGCUUCCGUCCAGCCCAGCCGUGACCGCAAGCAAAAGAUCACCGAUGAAAUCGCCAAGCUCAAGUACAAGGAUCCCAACUCUCCCCGCAUCGUCGUCCUGGAGCAAGAGCUCGUUCGUGCGGAAGCCGAGUCCCUCGUUGCCGAAGCGCAGUUGUCCAACAUCACCCGCGAGAAGGUCAAGGCCGCGUUCCAGUACCAAUUCGAUGCCCUCCGCGAGCACUGCGAGAAGGUCGCCAUCGUUGCCGGCUACGGCAAGCACCUCCUCGAUCUCAUCGACGACACCCCUGUCACUCCCGGUGAGACUCGCCACGCCUAUGACGGCUAUGAUGCCUCCAAGGCCAUCAUUCAGGACUGUGAGGAUUCCUUGACCAACUGGGUAUCUUCCAAGGCGGUCGUCAAGUCCAGUCUCUCCCAGCGCUCGCGCACUCUCUCCCAGCGUCACCGCACCAACCUCAACAAGAACCGCGAGGGAGUUGAUCUCUCCUCACAGGACCAGCCUUUGCCCGGUGACCGUGACUCCUGGCUUCCCGCUGACCAGCACCCCAACUAUGAGGACGGUGAUGAUGGUGUGAGCACCAUUGACGGCGAAGUACGAGGCCGCGAGGAGGAGCGUGAGCCCAUUGUCGCAUAA
Penicillium soppii is the source of this 1041-nucleotide messenger RNA. RefSeq names its product Eisosome component PIL1/LSP1 family protein. The transcript has 4 exons. NCBI's taxonomy places the organism in Eukaryota, Fungi, Ascomycota, Eurotiomycetes, Eurotiales, Aspergillaceae. The record is from RefSeq and is a predicted model, not a curated record. Gene Ontology annotation, molecular function: lipid binding. The coding region runs from base 1 to 1041 and encodes 346 amino acids. Gene Ontology annotation, cellular component: plasma membrane; eisosome filament. Gene Ontology annotation, biological process: eisosome assembly; endocytosis; negative regulation of protein kinase activity.